AUGAAAGUAAUUUGGGUUCUAUUCCUGGUAAUCCCGUCCAUUUUGUCGCUGUACGCUGAUGAUGCUCGACAGAGAAACUUUCAGUUGGAUCGUCGUAGAGUAUGUGACCUUUACUUGCGACAUGUUUUGUUUUCCUUUUCUUCAGUUCGUAUUUUACCCUUUUCCGAAAUACUGCUAAUAUAUAUGACAUACCUACAUAUAACUGUCAUUUUCUUGUUUUCAGAAUCCGUAUGCAGCACCGUAUGAAGAUGUAGAACGUGGUAUAGCUUCACGUAGCCAUUAUAAAGCGAAUCCUUAUCAAAUUGGUAAAAGACGACAUCCACGUAGCGUUGAAAAUAAGGAAAAUGACGCUUUAGACGGAUACGAUGGCCGAAGACCGUGAGUCUAAAAUUACCAUUGUUUUACUUUACAUUUCAAUUUAGAUUUAGAAACAUUACAUUAUGAACUUUACAACAAGUAUAAUACUGUUAUAUUAUUAUUAUGAAUUUGCAAAACUUAUGGUAACAUUGUCUUUUCAGUUUACAAGAAGCCGAUGACAUCGAUAUCGCCCAGAAUGAAGACGAUAUUGUACCUGAUCCAAACGAAUACACUCCAGAAGAUCUUCAAACAGAAGAACCACAAGUUAACGAUGGAGAAGAAGACCCACCACCAGAUGCUAAGGAAGAUACCGCACCAGAAGAUAAAGAAGACACCACCAUGUCGUCUGAAACAACUUCUAAACCCACAACAUCCACAAUUGUGACUACCACAACUGUGACAACGACUACAGUAACAACCACAGUAACUACUACCACAGUAACAACUACCGUAACAACUACAGUAACUACCACCGUCAGUACUACUACUACUACAACUACGGAGGCACCCACUACAACUAAAAAAGUCGAAGAGGAUCCCAUAACUGACGCUACAGUAGAAAACACGACUUUGGUAGAAAACAUAACAGAUGGUAUGUUAAUGCUAAUAUUACCUAAUGUAGUCGUUUCAUAAAAUUGUAAAAUUCCUCUCAAACUAGUAAGACUAUCAAAAUUGUAUCAAAAUGUAAUGUAACCUCAUUUCAGAUACCACGGACUUUGAUAUGGAGGAUGAAGACGAGACAGAUACCUCAACUAGUAGUAGUCAGGAAGAUACAACAGAGAAGUAAGUAAAACAAAACAACUUUUAAAAACAGUCACAAAAUAACAAAACUUACAUUACAGAAACAGUGACUCCACCAAGGUAUCGUGGGACAAGAUUCUGAUAGGUGUAGCCGGUGGCCUAGCCAUCCUCAACUUCAUCAUGUUGUUAUUGUGGGUCGCCUUCUGCGUCAAGAAGAGAAAGUUCAGGAAAACGCACAGCACCUCGUCCAGCAAGUCGACUACCCUCUCUACCUCACAGAAGAAACCCAGAAUGAGCUUCUUGAAAAGGAAAAACGGCAAAAGUCCGAAGUCUGCGACAACUUCUUCCAAGACCAAAACCUCCACCUCCAAUGUCUCUAGUGCUCGAACUAAGGCUGGAUGGGAUCCCACUAGAGUAAGUCCAUUCCAAAAUGUAAUAUAUGUAUACAACAAUGUACAGAACCAGCUUCGUCUCUAGGUGUUUCACAUAAUCUGUCAUGUCAUAGUAGAUUAAUAUGUAAAACAAAAUAAAAAACUUUACUUUCCUAUGUUUGAAAAUUAAAAUAAUUAUUUUUCUAGUUCAAAAAAUAACUUUUAUUUCAGAAGAAGCGUAAAUUCAACCAGGACGAGUACAGCCAUUAUUAUAACCCCUACUAUGACACUUGGCAACGAUCGACGAUGGAGAGAUACGACACUGUCUCCUUCACUGAAUAAGCCUAGAUUUAUAAAAUAAAUUGUAUUAUUGUAGCUUUGACUUCAUUAUUUGUGUUAUCAGUUAUUGUGCAGAUUUUUAUUGAUUUUAUGUUAUAUUCGAGUAGAUUCGAUUAUUAGAAGUCUUCUAGUCCAAACUCAAUAAAAAUCUAAAUUUUCUGUUAAAUUUUAAUAUUUUAAACUCAGUUUUGAGUAAGAUCAAGUCUUUAAUUUAAACGAACCUUUAACAUCGAAAACAUCUGAACUGCCCGAAACGAUGUUAUCUAUCUUGUGUUGUAAUUCUACCUCUUCGAAAUAUCGAUUGAAGACCAGAUCUUGUUGUAAAUCGCGAAGCCACAUCAUUAAAAGGCGUCAUUACCAUAAAAACCUGUCCUUUAGCCCCUUUCGACGGCAUUUGCAUCAGGUUCGUCUCGCAAUCAACGAAAAAAAGAAAAAGAAGCCGUUAAGCUUAGGUCCCACCGCGAAGACAAGAGGCCGCCAAAAAAGUUUACGAAGAAUUGUCCUUGCGAAUUAGCCGAACUUUUGCAUUUGGAUGCCAAAAUUGGCUCGAAUCGGGGAAUGGUGAAGCUGAAAAAAGAAAUGUUCUGUACAGUCAAAGGUAAAAGUUGUUUUAGUACUAUUUCGUGCUGUUUUGUGCUGCUAUAGUGCUAUUAACUAGUGUUUUACUAGUUUUUGUAAUUUUAGAUGUUUUAUACUCUGUUUUGACCUUAAAAAUUAAUAUUUUAUUGGAUAGGAUGUUGUUGGGGACGAGGAAUAUAAUUUUAUGUUCUCAUUUGCAUUUAACGGUUUGUUUGCAGCUUCGAAGAAGACGCCAGGAAAGAACGAUUCAGAGAUGGAGAAGCCUCCGAUCACAAAACGAUGGUGGGGCAUCAAGAAGAAGAAGGUCCUGGAGGAGGUGAAAUCGCCUGAGAACGUAGCCAACCAGAUGCCACACACAAUAUCGCCACGAAGAACGAUGAGUGUGUAUGAAGGUAGAUUUAUGUUUUUUGUUUGAUGAAGAUUUAGUUAAUAUCGUUUUAAGAUACGCCUUACGAUCAAAGGUGGUUUCUGUAUUUCUUACUAAACUAUAAUAGUUUACAUUCGAAUAUAAUUUAGAUAACGUAUGUCAACAUUUUUCUUAUCAAUACCUAAAUUUUAAAUAUUUUGAUAAUAAUUUGUUGCUUUUCAGCUGGCUAUUCUCCGUAUAGAAGAUUCCACCAUGCUAGUGCUACCCAUCUCAACGAAAGCAGUAAGUUUACGAGCUUAACCUAUUUGUAUAUUGAUGUUGGUCUACUUAUUUUGUUUGAAAAGCUUGUUUUAUGUUAG
Bursaphelenchus okinawaensis is the source of this 3113-nucleotide messenger RNA. The record is from the annotation of a GenBank genome assembly. NCBI's taxonomy places the organism in Eukaryota, Metazoa, Nematoda, Chromadorea, Rhabditida, Aphelenchoididae.